Molecule: messenger RNA, 2764 nt
Organism: Fundulus heteroclitus (mummichog)
Lineage: Eukaryota; Metazoa; Chordata; Actinopteri; Cyprinodontiformes; Fundulidae
Gene: me3
Product: malic enzyme 3, NADP(+)-dependent, mitochondrial
Biological process (GO): malate metabolic process; pyruvate metabolic process
Cellular component (GO): mitochondrion
Molecular function (GO): malate dehydrogenase (decarboxylating) (NAD+) activity; NAD binding; malate dehydrogenase (decarboxylating) (NADP+) activity
Source: RefSeq, a predicted model, not a curated record
UAAAACAACACUAAAUACGAGCGGUGGCGGCUGAAGGAGUACUUCCUAUGAACAAUUAGGACCCGGUGCUUCUCAUAUUCCCGCACUUUUCAGGCAGCAUGAACUCCCUCCCAGGAAAAGCCGCUUUGUCCCUGUGCAGACGCGCGGCGGCGGGCGGGACCAGGGCGCUGGCCGCCUCUCCGGGUCGCCCCAGCGGGGUGGUGCAGGCCGACAGGGCCGCUCUGCAGGCGGUGCGGGUCUGCCACUCCGGGACGAACCAGAAGGACAGCGUCGUGUUUACCAAGAAGCGGGGCUACGACAUCACCAGGAACCCCCACCUGAACAAGGGAAUGGCGUUCACCCUGGAGGAGCGGCUACAGCUGGGCAUCCACGGCCUGCUGCCCCCCUGCUUCCUGUCCCAGGAUGUUCAAGUGCUGCGCGUCAUGAAGAGCUACGAAACCCGCACCAACCCCCUGGACAAGUACAUCCUGCUGAUGACUCUGCAGGACAGGAACGAGAAGCUGUUCUACCGGGUGCUGACCUCCGACAUCGAGGAGUUCAUGCCCAUCGUCUACACUCCCACCGUAGGCCUGGCCUGUCAGCAGUACGGUCUCGCCUUCAGGAGGCCACGAGGACUGUUCAUCACCAUCCAUGACCGGGGACACAUCGCCACCAUGCUCAACUCCUGGCCUGAAGAUGACAUCAAGGCCAUAGUGGUGACAGAUGGGGAGCGUAUCCUCGGACUGGGAGACCUGGGCAGCUACGGGAUGGGCAUUCCCGUGGGGAAGUUGGCUCUCUACACGGCGUGCGGCGGCGUUCCUCCGCAGCAGUGCCUCCCCGUGCUGCUGGACGUCGGCACCGACAACCAGUCGCUCCUAGAUGACCCUCUGUACAUCGGCCUGAAGCACAAGAGGAUCAGAGGCAAGGAGUACGACGAGCUCAUCGACGAGUUCAUGCAGGCGGUGACGGAGAAGUACGGGAUGAGCUGCCUGAUCCAGUUUGAGGAUUUCGCCAACAGCAACGCCUUCCGUAUCCUCAACAAGUACAGGAAUCGAUACUGCACCUUCAACGAUGACAUCCAAGGCACGGCCUCUGUAGCUGUCGCUGGGAUAUUUGCUGCCCUGAAGAUCACCAAGGACAAGCUGCUGAACCACACCUUUGUGUUCCAGGGAGCAGGCGAGGCUGCUAUGGGUAUUGCCCACCUGCUGAUGAUGGCCAUGGCCAAAGAGGGAGUCUCUAGAGAAGAUGCGGCCAAAAAGAUCUGGAUGGUGGAUUCAAAAGGUCUCAUUGUGAAGGGGAGAGGCAACCUGAACCAGGAGAAAGUUGAGUUUGCUCACGAACACCCGCACCUGAAGACUCUGGAGGAGGUGGUGCAAGUCAUCAAACCCACCGCCAUCAUUGGUGUGGCUGCGAUUGGAGGAGCUUUCACCGAGAAGAUCAUCAAGGACAUGGCGUCCUUCAACGAGAGGCCGAUCAUCUUUGCUCUGAGCAAUCCCACCAGCAAGGCCGAGUGCACAGCAGAGCAGUGCUACAAGCUCACAGAGGGCAGAGGUAUCUUUGCCAGCGGGAGUCCGUUUGACAAAGUGACCCUGGCAGACGGACGCACCUUCAUCCCCGGUCAGGGAAACAACGCCUACGUGUUCCCGGGAGUCGCUCUGGGCGUCAUCGCAUGCGGCGUGCGCCACAUACCGGAAGACAUCUUCCUCACUACUGCAGAGGCGAUAGCUGACAUGGUAACAGAAGAGCACCUGGCCGAAGGACGACUUUACCCGCCUCUCAACACCAUAAGAGAAGUGUCCUUCAAGAUAGCAGUAAAGGUCGUCAACUAUGCAUACAGAAACAACAUGGCCUCGGUGUACCCUGAGCCCAAGGAUAAGGAGGCGUUUGUGCUGUCGCAGAUCUACAGUCCAGACUACGACUCCUUCACCCUGGAUACUUACAGCUGGCCACAGGAGGCCAUGAACGUCCAGGACGUGUAAUCCUCACGAGUUACGCUGCUGUGGUGUCGUCCAAAGUUUCACUCCUCUUUCUUUUCUUUGUACUUGUCAGUAAUUGUUAUUCCCCUACAUACCAAACAGUUUCCCAUCGCACUGCCAGUGUCGUCUGAGAGUUGAUUUAUUACCAUCCCGGCAGUGUAGGUUUUUAUUUGGCCCGUUCCUUUAAGGAAGACUAUUAUGUUCUCACAGGAGCAUAUCAGUUAUCACACAUGCUCUAUAUCCAGCCACCUUUUCACUUGUUUCUUUCUGCUAAGCAGAAUCAGCAGUCACUGUGUGGCGUUAUCUUGCACUGCUUUGCUGACUCGACACAAGAAAACGGUGAGCUCACUGGGAUUUAGUUUUUUUAUUUAUUUUUUUUAAACCCAUCAGAAUACGUGUGCCUGAUUCUGUGACCUCUGGAGGUCGCUGCUCCAUGAGCUUAAAAGAUUUGACCAUUUUAUAAAAGAAAAAAAAAAAAAACUGAUCUGCCCCAUCCGUUCUACCUGUAUUAGCUUGUGCAGCUCAUGUUUUUGUUUUUAAAGCGGUUUGUUCUUUGUUUGGCUCUGCGUUGCUGUCAGAAUUAGUUUUCAAUGAAGGACUUUUGAUUGUUUUAUUGAUUAGAGAAGGAAUCGUUCCCCAUCAGGAUGUCUUUGUACUACUCAGGAGUUUGCCUUCUGUCUCAUACUGAUGUUUUUCUUUUUUUUCUGCCAAAGCUGCUUAAGCUUCAUAUGUUUUACUGAGGGAGAGAAAAAAAAAAUAUGCUGCACAAGCUUUUAGUACUUAGAGGUGUGCUUGAAGUCUUGGGGGGG